This is a messenger RNA of Corticium candelabrum, 3533 nucleotides long. RefSeq lists its product as uncharacterized. The record is from RefSeq and is a predicted model, not a curated record. The transcript is spliced from 10 exons. Gene Ontology annotation, molecular function: protein kinase activity; ATP binding. Gene Ontology annotation, biological process: protein phosphorylation. Bases 134 to 3247 code for a protein of 1037 amino acids. NCBI's taxonomy places the organism in Eukaryota, Metazoa, Porifera, Homoscleromorpha, Homosclerophorida, Plakinidae.
AUUGACUUCGAGUUGUUUUGCAUUCAUGUUUCAUUUCUGUUGCCAGAUAGUCUAAUGAGUCUCCAGGUUGAGCAAACGGUAUAGCAGUAUCAGUUGACCUAGAGAGUGCGCCGCAGUCAACACGGCAAGUGCAAUGGCAGCUAGUGGUGAAUCAGUUGAUCAAGCUACAACAGAGGCUGUGCUACUCACAGAUCCAAAUCGUGUAAUGCAAAUGAAAACCAGAGAGCUUGUCCGUCUUUGCAAGAAGCUAGGCAUUACAUUUGAUACGAUCUCUGAUGAUGGACGCUCACAAUAUAUCGAAGCUUUCUUGCAGCGUCUCAGUGAUAGUGGAAAUUUCAUUCCAGCAAAAGCUCCUUUGGCGUCAGCGCUGGGAAGAUUCAAAGAAAAGCGAACUCGCUUACAAGAAUGGAUGCUCCCUCUCAUUGACAAACUAGAGUCCUUUCUCAACAGAAGAGAUGUGAAGCGUUGGUUGGAUAAACUAAAGAUUUCUGAAAGUGAAAAUUGGAUUGAUCAAGCCACAUUCGAAAUGAUCAGAGAAAAAAUUGGAAAAGAAGUACCAAAGUUACUUGUUUGUGGUUGCACAUCUGCGGGGAAAAGCUCGAUGUUAAAUGUUCUUCUGGGAGAAGAAAUACUUCCCGUUGGGCAUGAUUCUACCACUUCAGUUCUGUGCGAAAUAUAUUAUACAGAAAGAAAGGACGAGAAAGCUGCAAUCAUACAUCUCAGAGAAGGAGACAAUUUGAGAGAGCGAAAGCUAAACUUGCGCGACGACGACGAUCGAUCACUGUUUCAAAAUUACAUUCUCAAAGGACGAGCUUCAUCAAAACACGCGAAAGAUGCAAAUAGAGACAAAGAAGUUUGCUUUAAAGUGGAAGUGCUGCUGCAUUUAGACUUUCUUCAGGAUAUUGUGCUCGUGGACAGUCCUGGAGUAACAGCAAAAAGGGAUUUGGCGGCUAGAGCGAAUCUACUGGAGCAUUGCCGUCACAGUACGCAUUGCGGAGUUGUGCAUGUUUUGGACCCGUCUGAAAAAUCAAGUGAAGAAGCUUCCCAAGCAGGAGGACUUGUAGAAGCAUUUGUAGAAGAAUCUCACAGCUUUGCCAUUGCCGGUUCGGCUCUCUUUGUCGCAAACAAAUGGGAUCAAGUUCUUGAGAGCAACCAAGUGCAGAAUGUUCGAGAAGUACUGUUGCAGCAACUAGCAAAGCUAUGGCCUGGAUUUCAAGAACAUCAAUUAGUGACUGUUUCUUCCAAGUUAUCAGCGCUAUAUUUAGCGGUGGGAGUAGUUCACCCAAACAUUGAAGAGUUGUGUAAAGGAAUUGCAGAUAUACUCGCCAACGGAGUUGAGAACAUAAUUAUGGAAACCGCAAAGUCAUGUUUUAAUCUUCUGCUAUUAAUUUCUGACGCUGUUUCUCGCACUUUACGCAGUUUCAACAUGCCCGCAGCAAAACGAGGGGCCAAAUGGCAACGAGAUUGGCGACGCCUAGAGCGGCAACGAAAGGACUAUUAUGACAACGGAAAAUUAGGCAGCAUGGUAAACGACCUAAAAUUCAAAAUAGCCAGUUUUUCUCAAUCUUUGGAAACUUGUUACAAGUCAGGAGAAUUAAGAAAUACGAUCAAAAAGAUGGCCGAAAAGCAAUCUAAAUACCAAGGAGACUUCACGUUAUCUGUUCAAGAGAAAUGUGUAGGUUUCUUUGUUGCUGAAUCUCUUCUCGACGCAAUAACAAAUCGUUCUGAAUACGCCGAGCUUAAGAUUUGGUGCGAAAACGAACUGGAAGUGACAAAGGCAUGUUCUGAAGUUGGAUUGCAUCUUCAUGACUUGGCUACCGUUUAUAGUACACAGCAGGCUAUUGCAUGCCGUUGCAACCAGAGUUGUUCAAGCAAUUCUACGAUGUUAAAAAAAUUAUUGUUUACAUUGUCUUCUGUGUUGCUACUGCCAUUCAACUUUGUCGGCAUCCUUAUACUUUUGCCUACUCUGGGUACUUAUGAUUUUUAUAAGAUUGUACCCACUUACUUCAUAGAUGACUUCUACAGCAAACUGUUGUUUGUGCAGCAAGUAACAAAAACUUUUGAAAAAUUCUUUAGUGAUUUGAUUCGUGACAACAACUUGAAAUUGAUCAAGCUGUUGGAAAAUUUGCUAUCGGACAAUGAUUCUUCUGUAAACAUGUUACUUCAUGACAUUCCCAAAAAACUUGCGAGAGACCUUGCAGAUCUAAACAUGUUAGCACAACAAGACGAAGAACACGUACAGGAAUAUAAGCGAUUACUCGAUGAAACAACCGAUAUUUGGAACCAUUUAGCAGUCAAAGUCAUCAAACUAGACGUUCACAAAUGGCAGAAAGAUUCGCUCACACUAUUACGCUCAAACUCCAGUGAAACGUCGACCACAACAUCACCAUCAGAAGACAAGGUUUUCGAUGCACGUCUGCAACGCUCAACGCUUACCGAAAGGCUUAACGAAAAUGUAGUAGUUGAAGAAAUCGCCAAUCUAAAGUCUACAUCAACAGCUGAAAUGCAGAAAUUACUGACAGUGGUUUUAAACAACUUUCAACUCAGACAUGAAAAUAUCGUCAAAGUUUAUGGAUCCGUGCUGCUCGGGCCGGAAAAUUCGACUAUCGGCUUGCUUUUUGAGCAAUGUUUCAAAUUCCAAGCUUCAAAUGAGAUAUUUUUGAGAGACGAACGAGGUUCAAGAAAAGUCGAGAGAGUCAAUGAGAUGGCUCUUCAACUCACAAAUGCUAUUUCUUUCUUGCACGAUCGUGCAAUUGUUUUCGGUGGCUUCAAAACGGACGAUCUAAAGAUUUCUUCCGAUGGUGCGAUUAAACUUGUUCCUCCUCCAUUCAGCAAACCGUUGUGGCCUUUAACAUCCAACCUCGACGGUCCCUUUCACAGCGAUGUUACAUACGUGGCUCCUGAAGUUCUCUUACAUUAUUUGUACGACGAAUCGGCUGACAUCUACAGUCUAGGGAUUAUACUGACGGAAAUAUGGAAUGGUCGUCGUGCUUAUGACGCAGACAAAACAAGUUCGAUUGGAUCAGUUAGGGACUUUAUAAACAAGGUGGAGAGUGGUGAGCUGCGACCAAGAAGCAUAAUCCAGCUGUCAGGAAAUUAUGAGCUUUUAGGCAGUGAGAAGACUAUAAAAUCAUUAGCGGUUAGAUGGCAAGACCUCGCUGAUUUGUGUUGGAACAACGAGCCUACAGAAAGACCAACAGCAGAGAAAUUUUGCGAAGAAUUGACGGAAGCAUCCCAGGCGUCGUAACUGUUUGAGACAAGAAAUAUGUAGACAACAAUUUAUGUUUACUUUUACAGCAAUUGUUUGCUUUUGUAUCUCUAGUUCUUGUAUGUACGUGACAGCUGAUGCAACGAUUAGAAUAUCGUAAUUUUUUCCAUUUAGUGACGUUGUUUACUGUUGAAAGACAUUGUACUAUUUGCAGAUCUGCACUAGAGUGACAUUCAUGUUUCGUACAUCUCUGGCACAGAGGAGGUAGUUCGCUAGCGUGCUUAAAUUUUGAGUAGUACUGCAGCUGACAAAUAGCGAAUUUCAA